AUGCAUACAGAGAAGGAAGUGGCAAAUGGGCUGGGGAACAAUAUAACAAAAGAAGAGGAAGCUUGGCUUUGUGAGUGUGAGGGAGCAAAGAUGAGCAGCAAGAACUUGGAUUCCAGAUCUCUGAUACAGGGACUUCGUAGCUUUGAUAAUGAAGUUCCCCUCUUCGACUUCGGCCAUCCUCUUCUCAAUCGCGUCUCCAACAGCUUCCUCAAAGCUGCUGCGAUAGGAGCUAUCCAAGCUAUGUCCCGUGAGGCUUAUUUCACGGCUGUCGAAGGAGCGAGCCUUGAUAAUGGUGGCAGCAUCGUACCCGAUGUUUCAGAUGCCAAAAGAGCUCGUUUUCCUGCAGAACAGCCGGAGGCUACAACAGUGGAACCCAAGGCUCAUUCAAUAACAGCGGAUCAGGCGCUCAAAAUUUCAGAGACGUCAACUACAACAACGGCUCUUAUUCCGGCAACCGUUACGAUCCUCCUUACUACCACAACGCCGCCGGCGGCAACUUUAUUCACAUCAGUGGCACUACACAUGGCAACGGCAACGGAAGCAUUGUGAACAAUAGAAGCCCUGUUCCUUCCAACCGAAACCCAUAUU
Neltuma alba is the source of this 588-nucleotide messenger RNA. RefSeq lists its product as uncharacterized. The record is from RefSeq and is a predicted model, not a curated record. The coding region runs from base 1 to 549 and encodes 182 amino acids. Lineage: Eukaryota; Viridiplantae; Streptophyta; Magnoliopsida; Fabales; Fabaceae. The transcript is spliced from 5 exons.